UAUACUAUGAUAAAAAUUAUACUAUGAUAAAAGUUAUACAAUUCCCGCGUAUUUUGAAGUUUACGAUUUUCACUUUUUCAGUUUUUCACUCGCUACUCAGUUUUUACUUUACUUAGUAUACACUAUACAAGUUAGUUAUUAUAUAUCGUCUAAAAAUGGAUCUUGACAUCAUCAAUCAUGAUCACAAUUAUUUUGUUGUACAAGAACCCGUUGUCGAUCAUAAUGAACCUCUGCUUCCGGUUGCUGUAGCAAGACCACAGUCCUACAUUGUAGUUUUAGGCAUUCAAAGAGCUACAGAAAUUAUAAGGGAUAAUCUUGGGUUCAUGUACUAUAAGAAUAAAGUAACAGAUACUAAAAUUUAUUUGUCAUGUUACGAAAAAAAAUUGGAAGGACAGUGCCAUGCAACUGCUCAUAUAUCUCCGGACCGCAACGAUGAUAGGUUGACACUGUCAAAGCUCCAUUGUCAUGGUGUCAGAGAGUCCAACCUCAAUGUCCCACUGCUUCGACAGGAGAUAACUGAGAGAGCUUUAGAGAAAACAAUAAAUUCAUAUACUCCACAUGGAAUUUAUAUGCAAGCAAUUGCAAAAGGCUGCAGAGAACUAUACAUUUCUACAGAGUGUAGAGAGGAUGCGGCGUUUAAGACGUACGUUUUUCCUUCAGACACCACGAAACCUGGCAAAUUUGCACGAUUUAUUGACGGCAGCUGAUAAUGAAUGUUUUGCAAUGACACUACAAAAUUCUCCUAACGGGUUAAAGUUUUAUCAAGGUCCAUUGCUUAUAGAGGGAACCAUGAGUGGAGUCAUUUUUUGUAAUGUAGCCAAUAUAAAUGCAAUUGCACCAGAUUUGAG
This is a messenger RNA of Myzus persicae (green peach aphid), 848 nucleotides long. RefSeq lists its product as uncharacterized. The coding region runs from base 156 to 707 and encodes 183 amino acids. The transcript has 6 exons. NCBI's taxonomy places the organism in Eukaryota, Metazoa, Arthropoda, Insecta, Hemiptera, Aphididae. The record is from RefSeq and is a predicted model, not a curated record.